AUGUCUACUCCACGGACAUGCGCAAUCCACCAGUCCAUCGGCCAACUUCCUAGGGGUAGCAGUUCUAUCUAUCUAUCUAUCUAUCUAUCUAUCUAUCUAUCUAUCUAUCUAAGUCUUUUCGUAUCUAUCUAUCUAUCUAUCUAUCUAUCUAUCUAUCUAUCUAUCUAUCUCAGUCUUUUCGUAUCUAUCUAUCUGUCUAUCUAUCUAUCUAUCUAUCUAUCUAUCUGUCUCAGUCUUUUCGUAUCUAUCUAUCUAUCUAUCUAUCUAUCUAUCUAUCUAUCUAUCUAUCUCAGUCUUUUCGUAUCUAUCUAUCUAUCUAUCUCAGUCUUUUCGUAUCUAUCUAUCUAUCUAUCUAUCUAUCUAUCUAUCUAUCUGUCUGUUUCCAAUUACACAAACAUCUACCUAGAAAUAUGUCACAUCAUCUAUCUCUCAAUCUCUUUCUCCUUCUUUUUGCGCAUGCUCUGCACUCUCUGCCAUACAGUAUCUCGUUGUUUAUAUCUCACACUGACUCUCUGUCUUUCUCUCUCUCUCUGCCACACACCUAAUCUCUCUCUCUCUCUGUCUCUAGCCGUUUCUCUACACAUUCACACUCUAUCUCUCUUGUACGAUCUAUACUCUCCUUGGCACACAGUUUCCCUUUUUUUUUUCUUACUCUAUCUUUCUCUGGCACACCUUUUAACCUCCCCCUCUCUUUUCCCUCUCUCUCUCUGUAUCACUCUCUAUGGAACGCACUCACUCACCCAGUCUCUCGCUCUCUGUAUCUCACACUUACUCACUCACUCUAUCCCUCUCACUUGGACUCUCUCUCUCUCUAGCCCUUUCUCUACACAUUCACCCUCUAACUCUCUUGUACUCUCUGACUAUACUCUCCCUGUAAUACAAUUACCCUUUUUCUUUUUCUCACUCUAUCUCUCUCAGGAAGCAAAAAGAUACUUACUCUCUCUAACAUACACUUUCUCUCUUUCUUUCUCUCUGGUACUCUCUCUCUCUCUCUCUUGCUCGCUCUCUUGGUUCGAAACUAACUCCCUCUUUACCGUCCCCCUCUCUUUGGUAGACAGACUCUCUACUUAUUUCACUCCCUUUUACUCUCCCGAUUUCUUGAUAUUUACUCAGAAGAACUCUGAUUUUCUCACACUCUUUCUUUUUCUUGUUUCUUCCCCUCUCUCUUUUUUUCUAUCACUUUCUCUCUAUUCGUUUUUUUUUUUCUAUUCCGUUCUGACUUUUUCUGUUUCGUCUUUUUCUUUUUAUUUUCCACAACUUUCCCUCUCUCACCGACGACUUACUUUCUUUACCACAAUUUUCUCUCACUCUCUUUCUUUCUCUACAACUUUCUCUCCGUGUCUCUCUGCCAUUCUUUCCACUCUCUCUUUCCCCAUCACCGUCAAAAUUCUUUCUUUCCCCUCUCUCAUUCUUUCCGUUUUGUCUCUUUCUUUCUAUCACUUUCUCUCUAUCCGUUUUCUUUCCUUUCUUUAUUCCCUUCUGUCUUUUUCUACCUUGUCUGUUUUCUUUUCUUUUCCCUCUCUCAUUGACAACUUGAUUACUUUUCAUCUUCUCCCUCUCUUUUAUACUCCCCCCCACCCUCCCCCGCUCUGUUUCUCGAUUAAUUUUGAAGAUUUUGUUCUUUCUUCUUUUUCCUUUAUUUCUCUCUUUCUUUCUUUCUUUCUUUCUUUCUUUCUUUCUUUCUUUUCGGCCAUCAUUUUUCCUUUCUUUUUCCUUUCUUUCUUCUUUCUUCUCCUCUUUCUUUCUUUCUUUCUCAUUUUUUAUGUUUACAUUCUUUCUUUCUUUCUUUUUUCUUUUUCUUUCUUUCUUUCCUUCUUUCUUUCUUUUUUUCUUUCUUUCUUAUCUCUUUCUUUAUUUCCUUCUUUCUUUUUUUUGUCUGUCAGUUCUUCCUUUCUUUCUUUUUUUCCUUUCUUCGUUCUUUAUUCCCCUCUUCUUUCUUUCUUUCUUUCUUUCUUUCUUUCUUUUCGGCCAUCAUUUUUUCCUUUCUUUUUCCUUUCUUUCUUCUUUCUUCUCCUCUUUCUUUCUUUCUCAUUUUUUCUGUUUACAUUCUUUCUUUCUUUUUUCUUUUUCUUUCUUUCUUUCUUUCUUUCUUUCUUUCUUUCUUUCUUUCUUUCUUUCUUUCUUUCUUUCUUUCUUUUCGUCCGCCAAUUCUUCGUUUGUUUUUCUUUUCUUUCUUUCUUUCUUUCUUUCUUUCUUUCUUUCUUUCUUUCUUUCUUUCUUUCUUUCUUUCUUUCUGUCUGUCAGUUCUUCCUUUCUUUCUUUUUUCUUUUCUUUCUCCUUUCUCUCUUUUCUUUCCUUCUUUCAACUCGUCCGCUACUUCUUCCUUUUUUUCAUAGCUAA
Molecule: messenger RNA, 2340 nt
Organism: Acanthosepion pharaonis
Lineage: Eukaryota; Metazoa; Mollusca; Cephalopoda; Sepiida; Sepiidae
Source: the annotation of a GenBank genome assembly